Triticum dicoccoides is the source of this 738-nucleotide messenger RNA. RefSeq lists its product as uncharacterized. The transcript is spliced from 3 exons. Lineage: Eukaryota; Viridiplantae; Streptophyta; Magnoliopsida; Poales; Poaceae. Bases 7 to 738 code for a protein of 243 amino acids. The record is from RefSeq and is a predicted model, not a curated record.
UCACAGAUGGAGGCGUGGGAGAUCGCCCAUACACGAAAGAAGCCCAAGCCUGGCGAGGCCAAGUACUACGGCAAGACCGCGGAGUAUAAGAAGGCCUACUCUGAGGGGUAUCUGAGUUUACAUCCUGACACACCUGACCCCAUUGCGGCGGAUCUGGACGAGAGGGUGGUGGUGAGCAUGGGGAAGAAGCACGGUCGGUCGCCGUUUCUGGAUGCUGUGAUCACUCCUUCUAUCUCCUACACACAGCUCCGAGCUACCAACCCGAGCCUGUGCCAGCGCACGAGCACGUCCAUGACCAGUGCGCAGUCACAGUCCCUCAUUGCUGAGCGGAACUCUGCCUACUUGGAGUACACACGUCAGGAGACCAUGACGUGGCACGAGAGCCUUCAUGCAUACCAUCAGCAGAGGGAUCGCACGUUGCAACACUUCCUUGAGGAAAUGGCGGCCGGCAGGGUUCCUCAAUUGCAACCAGCACCAUCUCCUCCACCACAACCAGUGCUUCUUACUUUUGAGGAGUUUCUGACACAGAACCCUGGCCCCUCGCCGGGAACUGGUGGAUCUACCGUUGGUGGUGGUGCUGGUCUUGGCAUCACUCCCGAGUCACGGAGCCCGGUCACUCCUAUCCACGGAGGCGGCGGCGGUCUUGGCUGUAGCGCUGCCGCUAGCAAGGAUGACCUAGGCUUCAGCGGACUUGGCGGUGAUGACCUUGGCGGUGGUGGUGGAUGUCCUAGCGCUUAA